Messenger RNA from Racocetra persica, 611 nucleotides. The record is from the annotation of a GenBank genome assembly. NCBI's taxonomy places the organism in Eukaryota, Fungi, Glomeromycota, Glomeromycetes, Diversisporales, Gigasporaceae.
AUGACUGAUUUUCUUAAGGCAAAGUUUGUGGAGUUGAGUAACAUCGCAAAGAUUAAUAAGUACUUGCCAACUCCUCCUUUAUCGCCUGAGCCUCAUUCGCCUGAGCUUAAUCCUAAGGUUUCAAUGCCUUUCAAUGGUUUAUCAACAAAGCAACAUCAACAUCGUUCAGAACUUGGUCAAGAAACGCCUAGGUCCGCUUCCCCAAGUUCUGAUCCAAGUAGUGCUUUUGAUAAUGUUACUCAAACUCCUGUUACUGGUCGUCUCUCUGUUACUAUCGUUGAAGGUCGAAAGUUAAAUGUUAGUAACUUUCAAGCUCGUCCUUAUUGUGUGGUAGAGUUCGAACGUAACGAAUUUGUUACUAGAGAAGCUAUUCGUGAUUGUGAUCUUCCUUCUUCACGUAAUGGCAAAAUUGAAUUUUUGGACUUGGUUCGUGCUGCUACAAGUCCUGUUUGGAAACAGAAAGCUGUUUUUGACGUUGCACGUCUGGAUGGCGAAGUUCACGUGUUAGUUUAUGAACGUGUUCCUGAUCAUAACAGACCCGAGGUCUUUUUGGGUAUGUUGAAAAUUCAACCCCCCAGAAGUCCCAAUGAAACUGUUGAUGGAUGGUUCAA